This is a messenger RNA of Oldenlandia corymbosa var. corymbosa, 3720 nucleotides long. The record is from the annotation of a GenBank genome assembly. Lineage: Eukaryota; Viridiplantae; Streptophyta; Magnoliopsida; Gentianales; Rubiaceae.
CCCACGUCAAAUAAAAAUCAGUCUAACUGUGAUAUGUGUAGUACUGUGGUACUAGAAUGGUUCUGGGAUGAAUGAAGUGACUACUCUAACAUAAACCAAUUUAAUUGAAUAGUUGUUUGUCCUUAAAAAAAAAAAACGAUUAUUACUACAAUAAUUAAUUUUGGAAUAAGAGAUAGUAUCCAAGUUAACUUCAUAUUGAAACCAAUUCACCUCAAUGAUAUUUUUUUUCCAUCCUAAACUCUGAAAAUUGGGCACCUUCCUCUCCACUCACAACUCAAUCAUUUCAAUCCCAAUUCGGAAAAUGUCGUUUUCUUAUGAGAGCUAAGCCCAGUAUUCGAAAACAUUACUCCAACUUAACAAACUACCAAAAUUUCUCAAUCCCGAAUCUCAAUAUCUCAGCAAAAGCAACUUUUUCUUUCUCCCAUAUUCCCAAUGUUCCAUUACGUGGUCUUCAUUGUCUGUAUCCACCUGAUUCCUUUAUAAUUGGAGCUUUACAUCCCCCCAAACAAAUGAUUCAGACAAACUUCUCCUUCUUCUUCUUAAUACCAUUACAUUGGUUAGCCAAGAAAACAGGGCAGAAAAUAUUUCAUAUCAAGUUUUUGGUCACAGAGUUCUUUUCCCUUUUUUCUCCCCGGAAAGAAUGACUACGGAGUUGGAGAAGCAAGAUAUUCUCAGUCCGGCGGCUGAAAUCGAUGUUGAGCAGGCCGCUUCCGCUGCAAGAUCAUCGCUUGAUGAGUUUAUCAAGAUAAGUGAAGGUAUGAUAUAAUUCACUUCUUUGAAAAAAUUGUUUAAUUUGCCUAUUACAAUUACAAAUACAAAUUGUAUGUUAAAGGGUACAUUCUUAAGGUCAAUCAAGUCGCAAUUUGGUCUUUGUAUGCCAAAAUUUGAAAGGAAAAAGAAAUUGUUUUAAAAUAGUGUUGUUAGAUCAUAGAUGUUUCCACAAAAUGGUAGUAGCACACAUCUUUAUGAGGCCUAUUCUAUGUCGGGUUAAUUACUAAAAGAAAUGGUCUUUUAUUCAUGUCAACUUUCAUUUAUCGAGUAAAAGAGUUGCUGCCGUGUCACAAAAGAUCAUCUUUUUACCCUAAAUAAGAUCGAAAUGGAUACAAAAGAUUGUUGUUGGACCAUUGGAAUUAACAAUUUACAGAAAAACAGAGAAAAAAUAUUUUAAGCAAAAACAGGGGAAGAAAAAAUGGAACCGUUCAUUAUAUAGACGAAUUAGACGGACAGUAAUACUAAUGGCAGAAAUUUGAUCUAUGAAAAUGAAAGAAAAGGGUGGGCCCCUGAUUUUUCCGGCAAUUAAGGAUUCCAUGAAUCUAAAACUAGAGUAUAUGUGUGGAAGACUUUGCAGGCAUUCAAAACUGUAUGCUGAUAUCCCUAAUAAUACACAAUCUGAAUAUCGUAUAUCAUUGAAUGUAAACGUACUAUUUUAUUUGGGAUUUUCUUGCUUCUUCUGUUGCCAUCAUGGAUCGAUCUGACGAUAAGACCAAAAUGGGAUGUUGUUUCCCAGUUCGACUUGAUCGGUCCAUGAGGCGCAGCUUCGGAUCUAACCGGAACAACUCCUCUGACAAAUUGGGUAAAAAAAUAAAAAUUCCAUUUUCGGGUUUUUUUUAGUUUCAUCAUUAUGGAUUGAUAUUGAUUUUAGAGAAAAAAUUUUGAUGGGUUUUCUUUUUCAACGAUUAUGAUGAUAUAGGGUCACCGAAAUCAGGCGGUACACCGAGAUCAAGAAAGAACAAGGAACCGGCAAAGGUUCCUGGACUGGUGGUUUGCUUUGGGGAACUUCUGAUUGAUUUCGUGCCUACUGCUUCUGGAGUGUCACUCGCUGAGGCACCUGGAUUCAAGAAAGCGCCCGGGGGAGCGCCUGCGAAUGUUGCUGUUGGAAUUGCAAGACUUGGUGGAAAUGCUGCUUUCAUUGGAAAGGUUUUGUAUAUAUGUGUUUCCCCUAUUUGAUUGUGAUUUGUGAUUGCCAAUUUGACCAACGAAUUUUCCUUGAUCUUCUUUUACCUAGUCUACGUUAAUGUUUCAGGUUGGUCAGGAUGAAUUCGGGUAUAUGUUGGCCGAUAUACUGAAGCAAAACAAUGUUGACAAUUCCGGCAUGAGAUUUGAUCCAAAUGCGAGAACUGCAUUGGCUUUUGUAACCUUAAGGGCUGAUGGAGAACGUGAGUUUAUGUUCUUCCGCAAUCCUAGUGCUGACAUGCUUCUUACUGAAUCAGAACUAGACAAAGAUCUCAUCAGAAAGUCAAGCAUUUUUCACUAUGGCUCAAUCAGCUUGAUAGAGGAACCUUGUAGAUCAACUCAUUUGGAAGCGAUGAAAGUCGCCAAAGAGGCAGGCUGCAUUCUCUCUUAUGACCCAAAUCUUAGGUUGCCUUUGUGGCCAUCUGCAGAGGCUGCACGGGAAGGCAUUAUGAGCAUUUGGGAUCAAGCUGACAUCAUUAAGAUAAGUGAGGAGGAGAUCACAUUUUUGACAGGAGGAGAAGACGCUUUUGAUGACAAUGUGGUCUUGACCAAACUGUACCCUCAGAAUCUCAAGCUUUUGCUUGUAACCGAAGGUUCAGAGGGAUGUAGAUAUUAUACUAAGGAAUUUCAUGGCAGAGUUCACGGUGUAAAAGUCGAGGCAGUUGACACAACCGGUGCAGGGGAUGCCUUUGUUGGUGGAUUGUUGAACAGUUUGGCUGCAAAUCCUGAAUUGUAUAAGGAUGAGAAGAAAUUACGAGAGGCUCUCCUGUUUGCCAACGGGUGUGGAGCAAUCACAGUGACAGAGAAAGGAGCCAUCCCAGCUCUCCCAACAAAAGAAGCAGUCGUUAAGAUUUUGGAUGGUGUUAGUACUGCCAACUGAAAAGGCAGACUCGACAGAAAUUUUUGAUGUUCUUCCUUAGAACCAAACAGUAUCAGUGGAAACUCCCAUAGCAUUGUUAGAUUACUAUCAGAUCUAGUAAUUUUACUUCGUCUUUAUACCACAAGGAGCCAUCACGAACCCUUUGUGAUAUUUGCAAGUUUCACAAGCGGGGAUGGUUUCAUAUCAUUGUUAUCUAUUUAUAUAGUCUACUAAUUCUAUCAUCCGACAGAUUUGGCAAUAUUGCUUCAUUUGGUUUUGUCGGACCCGAUCUUAUGUUCUUACAUCAAGGCAUUCCGUAAUGGCAGCAAAGCCGGCCAUACAUGCAAAGUAUUGUAUGCAUAGCUAAACUUGAGAUAGUUUACUCAGUCCAUAACCUAACUUAACCACAAGAACCAUAAGAAGAUGAAAUUAUACUUAUCAGCAAGUUUCAGCCAUUUCGUCUUUAAUUAGGACUAUAAUUAAAUCUAUAAAAUAAUUUACAUAGGGGAUGAACCUUGUGAAAUGUUUCUUCUUGAGAGUGUUCCAAUGGCAAAAAAAGACAAGUAAAUUACUAAUAUGCAUCCGCAAGUUCACAGAACAAUGGUAGUACCUAAUUUUUCUUAUCAUAGGAUCAGACAAGUCUCCACUUUUCUUCCUUCUUCCUUCUUUUUCUUUUCUUUGGCAACUGAUUUUGGAAGUAUUCAACUUAAAAUUUGAAAUGGAUGACUAAUUAGAUGACAAAAGAUUCUUCUUUUGAUCAUCCAAAAUCAGUUCUUUACUGUUUGCCUAUAUCUUCUCUCUGGUGGUCCGAUAAACAAAUCAGUCUCCACAUCUGAAAUUUCACUACUUUCCGAACGAGGCAAAAUCUCAACACUUUCUUUUGGUCUCAGCUGAGGUUCCACUCCACA